Molecule: messenger RNA, 1751 nt
Organism: Haliotis rufescens (red abalone)
Lineage: Eukaryota; Metazoa; Mollusca; Gastropoda; Lepetellida; Haliotidae
Product: N(4)-(Beta-N-acetylglucosaminyl)-L-asparaginase-like
Exons: 8
Coding region: 19-1053 (344 amino acids)
Biological process (GO): protein deglycosylation
Molecular function (GO): N4-(beta-N-acetylglucosaminyl)-L-asparaginase activity
Source: RefSeq, a predicted model, not a curated record
CAGUCACAUGAUUUCAAAAUGGCGGCGCCCAUGGGAUUACGAGUUUUAUUAUUUGAUGUUGCUGUUUUGUUGUGUUUCUCUGUAAAUGGGAGUGCAGGCCCACUGCCUCUUGUAAUCAAUACAUGGCCGUUCACGAACGCAACUUUGAAAGCUUGGAGUGAGAUUCAGACAGGGAGCUAUCUGGAUGCCCUGGUUGCGGGAUGCAGUGAAUGUGAGAGCCAGCAGUGUGAUGGAACUGUGGGAUAUGGAGGCAGUCCAGAUGAAAUUGGGGAGACAACUCUCGAUGCCAUGAUCAUGGAUGGAGAGACCCAUGAUGUUGGAUCAGUUGGAGAUCUGAGACGUGUGAAGAAUGCAAUAGGCGUCGCCAGAGCUGUAAUGGACUACACUCAACAGACUCUUCUUGUGGGAGAAUCAGCCAAAGAUUUUGCUGUUGAGAUGGGAUUCAAAGAAGAGAGUUUAACGACUAACAGGUCAGCAGAGAUACACAGUUCUUGGCUCCAAAACAAGUGUCAGCCUAACUAUAGACAGAAUGUUUCCCCAGAUCCAACAAAGAGCUGUGGCCCCUACAAGCCGAGCAGUAAGCUGUUCACACAUCGAGAUUUUGUUAAACCAAUUCACAGAUGGAACCAUGAUACUAUUGGGAUGGUGGUGGUUGAUAAAGACGGGAAGAUUGGAUCUGGCACCUCCACCAAUGGACUGUCACAUAAAGUACCAGGGCGAGUGGGUGACUCUCCUAUAGUUGGUGCAGGAUCGUAUGCCAGCGGCGGAGUAGGGGGCGCUGCAGCCACGGGGGACGGAGACAUCAUGAUGCGCUUCCUACCCAGUUUCAACGCUGUCAUGAUGAUGGCUAAUGGAGACACGCCCCAGAAGGCAGCUGAGAAAAGCAUCAUGCCAAUCAUCAAGGCCUACCCCAAGUUCGUGGGUGCUGUGAUAGCGGCCAAUACAAAGGGCACAUAUGGAGCUGCUUGCCAUGGGUUAGGGUCCCCCUUCAAGUUCUCUGUGAGAAGUCCUGACACGCCCACUGUCACUGUUAUAGAGCAGCCAUGUAUAUAACUCGAGGUCAUGUUGUUUAUCUGUAUGAUUUGUGACAUUGUUGAUGGUUUGCACUUCAAAUACGUGAAGCAUAUGUACACGCUGGUAAUAUAACCACACACCAAGCCCUACUCUUUUGGUUGGUUGGUUGGUUUGUUGUUUAACGCCGCACUCAGCAAUAUUCCAGCUAUAUGACGGCGGUCUGUAAAUAAUCAAGUCUGGAUCAGACAAUCCAGUGAUUGACAUCAUGAGCUUCGAUCCACGCAAUUUAGAUACGAUGACAUGCAUCAACCAAGUCAGCGAGCCUAACCACUCGAUCCUGUUAGCCGCCUGUUACGGCAAGCAUGAGUUGCUGUAUGGAUUUGUGACAUUGUAGGGAACAUGUGAUAUAUAGAAUAUUUUUGUUUGGUCUUAGUACAAGGAAUGGGUCGAUAACUGGAUUGUCUGGUCCAGACUCGAUUAUUUACAGAUCGCUGUGAUAUGGCUGGAAUAUUGCUACCAAGAAAGGGUCAAUCACUGGAUUGUCUGGUCCACACUUGAUCUUUUACAGACCGUUGUCAUACAGCUGGAAUAUUGCUGAGUGCAGCGUUAAACAACAAACAAACAAACAAACAAAACAAGGAAUGGGGAUAGUGCCUAAUGUGUUUUGAUUCACAAGGUGCCUUGAAUUUAUGAUGUUACUUGUUAAAAUGCAAACAUAGAUGUCUUUAAUUUGAUUA